Messenger RNA from Mollisia scopiformis, 1656 nucleotides. RefSeq lists its product as uncharacterized. Lineage: Eukaryota; Fungi; Ascomycota; Leotiomycetes; Helotiales; Mollisiaceae. Gene Ontology annotation, biological process: regulation of DNA-templated transcription. The transcript has a single exon. The record is from RefSeq and is a predicted model, not a curated record. Gene Ontology annotation, molecular function: zinc ion binding; DNA-binding transcription factor activity, RNA polymerase II-specific. The coding region runs from base 1 to 1656 and encodes 551 amino acids.
AUGACUCUGGCUAAGAAAGCUGAUCUAGGUCGAAAUUCCCAAAAUAUAGAAGUGCAGAGAAUUCUGAUACUUAUGACGGGCUUUUGGCAAUCCAUUCUGGCCUUCAUUAAUUUCGGGGUCAAUGACAAUUGGACUCACAAGACUGUACGAAAUAUCAUCAUAAUAGACAUGUCAGCUUCCUCCUCAGAACCCACGAGAAUACGGAAAUGGGCCCCGAAGAGAUCAGGAGGUUGCAGGACUUGCAAAUCCCGCCAUGUUCGCUGCGACAACUUAAUACCACGAUGCACACCCUGCAAAAAGAGUUCAAGACAAUGCGAAUAUUCUCCUGAUCUGGAUCCAAACCCCCUGAAGGUCGUUCUAUACGAACCUAGCUCCGCCAGACAGAUAUCUCCACAUCCUGGCCACACCAGUGACGAACUACGUGCUUUCAACUUCUUUUGGACAAAGGUGGCUGUCGGCCUUGGUGGAUUCUUUGAAUCGGGCUUUUGGACUCGGGAUGUGCUUCGAGUUGCAGAACAAGAAGAUUCUGUUUGGCACGCUAUCGUAGCGCUUUCGUCUUUAUCGGAAACUCUUCUAGAAGCUGAGGAAAGUUCUCCAAAACCUUUCGCCAUUCAACAAUACACCCAGGCGGUAUCUGGGUUGAAGAAAACCAUGAAAGAUGCUUCUGCAGAAGUGGCGCUGGUUACUUGCGCAGUGCUUGUCUGCAUUGAGAUGCUUCAGAACAACUAUGAAUCAGCACUGAGCCAGAUGUCGAGCGCUGUCUUCCUAUUUUUCAACUCUCAGUCGAGUGGGAAUGACAUACAACUGGGACCUACGUUUGAUAGAAUGAUGAUACAGACGAUCUUGUUUGUUGAUACCAAGCCUGAAGAAUGGAAGUUUAUCAAUCCGGCUUUCACUCCUGUGCUUCCAUCAAUACCGUCUAUCUUUGGAUCUAUCGAGGAAGCGAGAGAUUGUCUUGAUAGUUGUAUGUGCUCGCUGUAUCACAGAACAAUAACUUCUCAGUUCCAAGGCUUAGCCGAACCACAAAUCCUCGAGGACUCCAUGGAUUCGACAUUUAGGUUCGGCUCAAACCCGCUCAAUGAAUGGCUGCAUUCAUUCAACUCUUUCAAAGCAACCGCUGAGGGUCAAUUCUCCCCAGGAGAUGAGAAAGCCCUGGUCCUCCUAGAUAUCUGGCACACAACAGCCUCGAUUCUCGCCGCUUUCAUUCCUUUAAGCUCAGAAGCCUUCUUCGAUGCCUAUGAGUCUUCUUUCAUUCACAUUAUGACCUCAGCAUCCUAUCUUUUUACUUUCGAAUCAGAACCGUCACCACUCCCUUCCUUCGACAUUGGCAUCCUUCCAUCGCUCUAUUUCGUGGUCUCAAGGUGUCGACAUCCCAUUCUUCGAAGACAGGCCCUCGACCUUUUAAGAAGAGGACCAAAACAAGAAGGUGUUUGGCACCGGGAUAUGUUAGCGAGUAUUGCAGAGAGGAUCGUUGCGUUAGAGGAGAGGGGUGUAGAGAAUGUACGGGGAUUAGGGGAUAUUCCAAUGGCAGCUAGGAUAACUGUGAUUAAUGCCAAAAUCUGCAAAGGGGAGAGGAGGGUAUUGUUGCACUGUUGUCGGCAGCAAACUGAACUGGAAAAAGGAAUUGAAGUUCUGCAUGAAGUUGCGGAUUACUGA